AGCAUGGGUGAUGCGCAGAUGGCUGAGUUCGGCGCCGCGGCCCCCUACCUCCGCAAGUCGGACAAGGAGCGCCUGGAGGCUCAGACGCGGCCCUUCGACAUCCGCACCGAGUGCUUCGUGCCUGACGAGAAGGAAGAGUUCGUCAAGGGGAAAGUGCAGAGCCGGGAGGGCGGCAUGGUCACCGUGCAGACGGAGAACGGCAAGACGGUGACAGUGAAGGAGGGUGAUGUGCACCAACAGAACCCGCCCAAGUUCGACAAGAUCGAGGACAUGGCGAUGCUGACCUUCCUCCACGAACCGGCCGUCCUCUACAACCUGAAGGAGCGCUACGCCGCUUGGAUGAUCUAUACAUACUCUGGACUCUUCUGCGUGACGGUCAACCCUUACAAAUGGCUGCCGGUCUACAACGCCGAGGUGGUUGCAGCCUACCGGGGGAAGAAACGGAGUGAAGCUCCUCCCCACAUUUUCUCCAUCUCGGACAAUGCCUACCAGUACAUGCUGACAGACCGAGAAAACCAGUCUAUCCUCAUCACGUGA
Molecule: messenger RNA, 537 nt
Organism: Varanus komodoensis (Komodo dragon)
Lineage: Eukaryota; Metazoa; Chordata; Lepidosauria; Squamata; Varanidae
Product: myosin-6-like
Exons: 4
Coding region: 4-537 (177 amino acids)
Cellular component (GO): myosin complex
Molecular function (GO): cytoskeletal motor activity; ATP binding; actin filament binding
Source: RefSeq, a predicted model, not a curated record